This is a messenger RNA of Prorocentrum cordatum, 877 nucleotides long. The record is from the annotation of a GenBank genome assembly. Lineage: Eukaryota; Dinophyceae; Prorocentrales; Prorocentraceae.
GUGGUGGCGGAGGGCGUCCAGCGAAGACUCCGAAGGUCAAUGGCACCCAUGAGGACGACGUGCUCACGAUCCUGAAGACCAUCAGCGGUUCCUUGGUGACACUCUCUGGCCAGAUGAGCACUGUCCAGUUGGCUAUCGCGGUCAUCCCGGGCAUGCAGGGGGACACCGACAUGGGCCCCGAGACUUCCGAGCUGCUGAAGGAUGUCGUCGAGCGCCUCGGCAAGCCGGAGGCCCGCCUGGCCUUGCCCGCUGUUCCUCCGGUCAGCCCCCCGGCUGGCUCGACUGCGUCUUCCGACGGGUCUGACACCUCCUCGCAGGCCAGCCCGUGCAAGACUUGGGUGGUGGGGUUCCCGCAGCCGGUCAUGGGCCCUGCGCUGUAUGCCCAUGGUGCCACCAUGCUGAGCCACCUGGAGGAGGGCGUCCGCCAGGAAUUCCGCAUCCGGGGCUUCAACUUCAACACUUCGUACUCCAUCACGUUCCCGACCUCCGACCUCGCGAAGGCGAUCUUGGCCAAGGCCAAGGACGAAGGCUUGCAUUGGACGGAUCCCGCGAACCAGAAGCACGCCCUGCGGGCGAAGCCCGACACCCCAGGGAACAUCCGCAAGGCCAACCGCGUCCUGGACCAGUUGUGGAAGGUGACGCUGAACCACUUGCAGAACACCCAGCAGAUGCGCGAGGGCUACAAGUUGGGGAACCAGCCGAACCGUGGGCACAUGUACUACCUGAUUUGCAGUGACGUCGACUGCCGCCUCCUCAACAAGAUCGAGCCCGGGGACGGCGGGCAGUACGUGAUCACGCCGCAGCUCGCUGCCCUCGCGGCCUUCUUGAUCACGGCGACCCUUGCGGCCGACCACGUCGCCUCGGUCGCGCAGCCCAG